AGUGUCUUAGUGGAUGGUAUGGUGACGAUUGCACGAAACCUUGCUCGAACCUGUGUGCUGACAGAUUGUGUGACCAGACAACGGGAGCAUGUUUUUCCUGUGUUAUCAAUCGCACAGGGACAUUUUGUAAAGAAUGCACAGACGGAUAUGUUGGACCACUGUGUGACAGAAGAUGUUCGAAAUAUUGCUUAAACCGGCUGUGUGACAAGCGAACAGAAAGGUGCUAUUCAUGUAUGACUGGCUAUCGGGGCGAAUUUUGUAACGAAGAAGUGGAGGGAAACGUGCCAUCGUUGUGGAUUUUUCCAUUGUUUAUUCCAUACAUAGCACUGGUCGUCCUGUGUGUCCUGGCAGGUGGCGGGCAUGUCGGGGAUCAAGAAGACGAAAUUCCUUGA
Molecule: messenger RNA, 392 nt
Organism: Candidula unifasciata
Lineage: Eukaryota; Metazoa; Mollusca; Gastropoda; Stylommatophora; Geomitridae
Source: the annotation of a GenBank genome assembly